This is a messenger RNA of Nicrophorus vespilloides, 1626 nucleotides long. Its product is annotated as esterase FE4-like. The record is from RefSeq and is a predicted model, not a curated record. The transcript has 4 exons. Bases 1 to 1620 code for a protein of 539 amino acids. Lineage: Eukaryota; Metazoa; Arthropoda; Insecta; Coleoptera; Silphidae.
AUGAUUAUUCUUUGUUUAAUUUUAGGUUUUAUCAUAUUGUGCGAUGGACAAGAGAAUAUCGUCGAAACCGAAGGAGGAAAGUUGAGAGGUGCUACUAUGAAGAAUUACAAAGGUGAAGAUUUUUUGGCCUUCAUGUCGAUUCCUUAUGCAGAACCACCACUUGGACCACUCCGGUUUAAGGCGCUUGAACGAGUGAAACCUUGGGAAGGCGUAAGAGAUGCAACUGUAGAUGUUCCCACGUGCGUACAUAGUUACUUGGGGGUUCAAAGUGGCGUUGAAGAUUGUUUGUACAUGAAUGUUUAUACGAAAGAUACUAACCCGUCAGAUCUUAAACCCGUCAUGGUUUAUUUACAUGAAGGAGGCUUUUAUUUUGGUACUGCCAGUACUGAUAUAAUUGGACCGCAGCAUAUAAUGAUAGAGGAUGUAGUUUUUGUUGCUUUCAACUAUAGAUUAGGAGCACUUGGUUUCUUGAAUUUGGAAGGAAGCGAUAUAGUUGCGAACAAUGGUUUGAAAGAUCAAGUGUACGCUUUGAAAUGGGUGCAAAGGAACAUUCACAAGUUUGGAGGAAAUAAGGAUUCUGUUACUGUCUUUGGUGCAGGCGCAGGCGCAGUUGCUGUAAAUCUGCACAUGCUAUCUCCAAUGUCCAAAGGACUUUUCCAUCAUGCGAUCUCGCAAAGUGGAGUCGUCUUGGUGCCCUGGAUGCUUGGAAUAAAAAAUACCGGAUUGGAGAUAGCUGCGAAAUUGGGAAUUGAGAGUGUUGAUCCGAAAAUGAUCGAAGACGAGUUGCGUAAAAUACCAUACACCGAUCUUUUCAAAGCGCAGCAGAAAAUGCGUUGGUUCGCACGGGUUGGUACACUGUGGAAUGGUGGUCUGGUUAUCGAAGGUCCAGGGGAAGAUAAUUUCAUAACGGCAGGACCAUACGAUAUGCUGAAGGACUCGUGGUCCGUCGGAAUGCCUUACAUAAUUGGUUACACGGAGCUGGAAGGAAUUUUCAUGGAGCUAUUUGCAGUAACUGCCGGCCUUCAUUACGAUUUCACAUUGCAAAGUGAUAUCCCACACGCUUUAACUGAAGAUGAUCCGAAUAUCCUCAUGGAGGUGAUAGAAGAAGUUAAGAAAUACUACUUUCACGGACAUUUUCCAUCCAAAUACGAUUACGAUUUAAUACACCUAUUGACGGACGUUACCUUCAAGUAUCCAGUAAUUCAGUUGGCUAGAAAGAUGGAAAGUAGCCAUUCUAUCUACGUGUACGAGUUCGCAGCCGAUACUAAAUUGAACGUGUUCAAGAAUGCCGUUCCGGAAACGGCAAAGUACAAAGGAGCUGCCCAUAUGGAUGAUCUGGGUUACAUAUUCAAGCAUUCGCGUACUCCGGAUAUAGAGCUUGGCAGUAGGGAAGAUAAGGUCGUUGAGAAAAUGGUGAAGCUAUGGACGAACUUGGCCAAAUACGGUCAGCCAAUUCCGGAUGGACAAAAUGUUGAUUUCGAUAAUGCCGUUUGGAAAAAGGUCAAAUCCAACGAGAUGAAUUGUCUCUUUUUGGAUGAACAAUUGAACGACACUGUCUUGGAUCUUAAAUUUGCCGAUUUCUGGGAUAGCUUAUAUAAAAAAUAUAACAGAGAAUAUUGAUGAUUU